GCUAWUAAAAAAAGAGAACGCACAUAUGCAAUGGUGACAUCAUCUCUAUCGUCGAGCAACGCUCGUGCAAGCAGAAAGCAUUUGUUCGGCUUGCGGUUAGUUCUCUGGUUGUGCUUUUUGAUCCUUUUGUUGGUUUUGUUGGUAUGGAUGGAAGACCCCGAGCCGUUGCAGGCCUUCGAACUGGCUGCAAAGGUCACUWACAAGGCAGACUUUUGGGGGACUUCUGAAGAAAAUACGUUGAAAAAGAAACAGACGAGCAGCGCCUCGAUUCUCACAGAUGACGACCAGACCAUGGCGAACCGAAUACAGAAUGCAGAAGGUGACGACGACGACAAUCUAUUUUCUGAAAACGAAGGGCCAUAUCACCGGAGAAAGAAAGGAAAGAACGUAUACAUCUACAAAGAUAUGCAACAGAAAAAAAGAGGAAAUUCAUACGAAUGGACCAAGAAGAACAAAUACAAGGAGAACAAACUGUUACGACGGCAUCAGACCACAAACGAGAAGUUCCAAGCCUUCCCCAUUGUUCAGAACACAGAUGAUAACAUUCCAUCGGCGGCGGGUGGAUCCAUUGUGCACGCUGCAGAUGUCCUAUUGUGUCGAGAUAGCGUCAUGGACUACGUUAUCAAUGCUACCGACCUAAAGGACGAAUGCGACGGACUAAAAAAAGCAUAUACCCAAACCUGCGCUUCCGAUGAGCAAUUGGAGCCAGAAUCUCAGCUGGACACGUCGGCUGCGUCGACGAGGCAACGAAGAUUGCAAACAACUACAAAAGGAAAAACAAAUGGAGUUGCGUACUGGCGACUUGAAUUGCUCCAUUGGUCCCAUAAACUUCGAUCCCUAUGGUCCAAGUCACGAAUAUUUUUGACCAAAGAAAAAAUACCUGAAGUAUGGGAUGAAACUGCCCUGGAGAUAGAAUUGAAGACGCAGUUACUUUCUAAUGRCAGUCGUGGUAGUAGAAGACGUGCGCUUGGAAAGGGCGUUGACGAUUACGAGGACGGCAGGAUAUCGGAUGCUUCUUAUGACGAAAUCGAAAUCAUUAUGAAAGAUGACGACGACGGAUACGAACCUUCGAAAAGUGAGAUGAUUAGAACGUCGCAAAGAAGGAUAAAAGACCAAGUACGAAAUAAUCAGGAUGGUGACAAUUCAGAAGACAGAGAAUGGGAGGAAAGUUUGGAAGGCAAAAAGAAUCCAACGUCAAGAGUACCUGGAGACGGCUUCAAAACAAGCUACGAUCCACCGGCGAACGGCGUUUUGGAAGUUCAGCUACAAGCACCAUUGCAAGAGGGAAGAAACACAACAAUAAAAGCCAAAGAGAGCGGUACAAAAAAGCCAUUGGCAAAUCUUGCCCUUCCCGUCACAGCAAAGCAUGUAUCGGGAAAGAUGCUCUCGGAAACGUUGAUGCUUCAACAGGAUAACAAACUUAUGAAGGCUGUUGCAAACCAAACGAAUACCGAAGCCAAGAACGAUGCAGCUGCUUCUUCAAAGGCCGUUGCCGAUGCUGCCAGUAUGAUCUCGAAUGUUCUCAACGAUCCCACUUCUGUCGAAGCAAGAACUUGUUGUACCUCGAUAUUGAAUGCGUUCCAUGAAAUUUGCAGUGUAGGUGAAGACGAAGAGCUUUCGGAUCGGUGGCUCUUGGUUGGAGUGGCGGUAAUUGCGUGUUGUGGGUUGGUUAAAUCUCUGAUCCGAUAUUUUCAGAUUCGUUGGCUUCCUGAGGCUGCGGGGUGUAUCAUGGUGGGAGGUAUGUUCUUGUGCUUUCCGCUCGUUCGUUCCAUUUUCAGUUGUAGGUGGCUUUGGUUUGUGUUCCAGAAUCUCAUCAAUCCAACCACGUUCUCUUGUUGCAGUCUCCGCGGGAUAUAUUUCGACGUUCUUCCCGCAUCAUGAUAUCAGUUUCGAUGGCAAAUGGUUUCUCAGAAUCAUGGUACCUCCAAUCGUCUUUGAAGCAGCUCUUAGUAUCGACAAACGAUCCUUUAGGCGACACA
Messenger RNA from Pseudo-nitzschia multistriata, 1979 nucleotides. Lineage: Eukaryota; Bacillariophyta; Bacillariophyceae; Bacillariales; Bacillariaceae. The record is from the annotation of a GenBank genome assembly.